Molecule: messenger RNA, 2028 nt
Organism: Maudiozyma barnettii
Lineage: Eukaryota; Fungi; Ascomycota; Saccharomycetes; Saccharomycetales; Saccharomycetaceae
Gene: PUS7
Product: pseudouridine synthase PUS7
Exons: 1
Coding region: 1-2028 (675 amino acids)
Biological process (GO): pseudouridine synthesis
Cellular component (GO): nucleus
Molecular function (GO): pseudouridine synthase activity; RNA binding
Source: RefSeq, a predicted model, not a curated record
AUGUCAGAACAAGAAACAACUCUGAAGAGAAACGUUGAUGAAGCUGUCGCCGAAGGUGACGCUCCUGUUAUCAAAAAAUCUAAAGUAGAAGAAAAUCAAACAUCUGAUAACGGUAUAACAGAACAAUCUGUUGGUAUUACCUUGUAUCUAACCCAAGAUUUGCCCGGAUUUUCUGGACAAAUCAAGCAAAGAUAUACUGAUUUUUUGGUUAAUGAAAUUGACCAAUCUGGGAAUGUUAUUCACCUUACUGACAAAGGGUUUAAGAUGCCAAAGAAACCCCAGAUGUCUAAGGCCGAAAGAGAAGCUAAAGCUACAGAAGAUAUUGCACAUAGACAAAAUUUUGAAGUUAAUUCUGAAUUGAGACUCCAAUUAGUUGAAAUAUUUGGCGAGAGUGAUGUUCAAAAGAUUGAAGAGGUCUAUAAAAUGGCUACCACAAUGAAAAGUGAAAAAUCAUUUGAAGAUAAAUCAACAAGAACCAAGAUUCAUCAAUUACUACGUGCGGCAUUUAAUGACGAAUUAGAGUCAGUUACUACUGACCAAAAUAGUUUCAAGAUUGCAAGAAAUAAUAAAAACUCCAGAGUAAACAAACAAGUGAGAAAUGAUCAGACAAAAGAUGCCAACGGUGUCGAAAACUGGGGCUUUGGACCAACCAAAGAGUUUUUACAUUUUACUUUACAAAAGGAGAAUAAGGAUACCAUGGAUGCAGUCAACACCAUUUGUAAAUUAAUGAGAUUCCCAACUAAGGCCAUGAGAUUCGCUGGUACCAAAGAUAGAAGAGCAGUAACCUGUCAAAGAUUAUGCGUAUCUAAGAUCGGUGUCGACAGAUUGAAUGCAUUGAACAGAACUUUGAAGGGAAUGAUCAUUGGUGGAUUUAAAUUUGAAGAUUCAUCUUUGGGCCUUGGUGAUUUGAAUGGUAAUGAGUUUGUUAUUGCCAUAAGAGAUGUCGAUGUUCUUGAUCCAAACUCUAAAUUAGAACAUAUCCUACAAAAGGGUUGUGAGUCGCUAUCUUCUAAUGGAUUUAUCAAUUAUUUCGGUAUGCAAAGAUUUGGUACAUUUAGUAUUUCUACCCAUCAAGUCGGUAAAGAAAUUUUGUUAGAAAAUUGGGAAAAAGCUGUUGAAUUAAUUCUUUCAGAUCAGGAUAAUGUCUUACCAAAAUCUAAAGAGGCUAGGCAAUUGUGGGCAAGUACACAUGAUGCAGCAGCAGCUUUAAAACUAAUGCCAAGACAAUGUGUUGCAGAAAAUUCAAUUUUAUAUUGUUUGUCUAAUUUAAGAAAGGAGGAUGAUGGAACAUAUUCAGCACACUCUUAUUUGUCAGCUCUUAUGAAAGUCCCAAGAAAUCUAAGAACAAUGUACGUCCACGCUUAUCAAAGUUAUGUCUGGAAUGCUGUUACUAGUGAAAGAAUCAAACUAUAUGGACUUAAGGUGAUGCCAGGUGACCUGGUUAUUGACACUCCGGAAUCUCAUAAGGAAGAAGAAGAAGAAGAGUUGGAUGAUUUUGACGAAGAUUUAAAUACCCAAGAAUUUGUCAGAGCUAAACCAUUAUCGCAAGAAGAUAUUGACUCCGGGAAGUAUUCGAUGUCCGAUGUAGUGUUACCAAUGCCUGGAUUUGAUAUUGUUUACCCAUCAGAUUCAGCUCUGAAGCAAGUUUACGUUGAUAUAAUGAAGAAGGAUAACAUGGAUCCAUUUAAAAUGAGAAGAAAGGUUCGUGAUUUUUCUGUUGCAGGUUCGUAUAGAAAUGUAAUCCAAAAACCAACUGAAUUGGAGUACAAAAUUGUCCAUUACAAUGAACCAACACAGCAAUUAUUGAACACUGAUCUUGAAAUGUUAAAUAAUAAAAUUGGCAAAGAAAAUGGCCAGAAAUAUAUGAAAACCAAACUAGAGAGAUUUAUGCCAGAUAAUGGUGGUGAAAAAACAGCAGUUUUGAUAAAGAUGCAAUUAGGUACUUCUGCCUAUGCAACCAUGGCGCUACGUGAAUUGAUGAAAUUAGAAACUUCUCGUCGUGGUGAUAUGUGUGAUGUUAAGGUUUGA